AUGGCGACCACCGUGGCAUCCACCCCAGGUCUCCGCGCGCGCCACUCGCCACCCGACCUACCACCCAAGCUUCUCAAACUGAGCUUCACGCACGCUGCGCGCCCCCGCGCACUGCCAGACUUCAACAAGCCGGCCUCGCCGCCGCCCACCGGCGACGUGGGUGCGCUCGACCCGUUCCUCCGCUCGCCGGUCCUCCUGGCCGCGGACGCGCACGACGUGGGUUCUGCAUCCACAGCAACACUGACGCCAGGACGACGACGUCUCGCCGCUGUUGCUCACGACGGCCGCGGCGUCCGCCCUCAGCACAAGCGCGAACGAGACACCACUGCUGCCAGCGUGGCCGCCCCGACCCUCCUCCAGACGAACGCGGCGGAGCCCCUGAUGCCCGCCGGCGUCGCACAGCUCAUCGCCGACACCACCACCAGUGCCCCGUCCACCCCCGGCCCCAGCCCGCCCCUCACCCCGCCACCCACUACGCCGCUCCUGGGCGCCUCGCACCUCGACGACUGGGUGGCCGUCACCCCGUACGUCGCCGCCGCCGACGACGUCGAUGACGGGUGGUUCGGCGUCGAGGUGAGCGUCAGCUCGCUGAGCGUCUCGCUCUGCGACGGCGUGCUGAAGAUGGUGCUUGUGCCUGAUGCAGAGGUCGUCGAGGCGGGUGGUACCGAGGCGCCAAUGCAAGAUGCAUAG
This is a messenger RNA of Vanrija pseudolonga, 690 nucleotides long. RefSeq lists its product as uncharacterized. NCBI's taxonomy places the organism in Eukaryota, Fungi, Basidiomycota, Tremellomycetes, Trichosporonales, Trichosporonaceae. The coding region runs from base 1 to 690 and encodes 229 amino acids. The record is from RefSeq and is a predicted model, not a curated record. The transcript has a single exon.